AUGCGACCCUUCUUUUUAUCCGCCGGUACGCAUCUUAACGUGACCGGAAAUCCCGGGGAAAACGCGACGUUGAGUUGCGAAGCCUUUGGCGGUCUCUACUCUACUGGCAGUUUGAAGUUGCGUCUGUUGCGCGGGCCAGGCAUUCCCAAAUUGAUGGUACAGGCCGCCGAGCUGUAUUCACACCCACCGAGGUCAUACCACGAGAUCGCAGACUCUUUAGAUGACUUCAAUCAUGAUUUUCAAGAGCAGCAAACCAAGCACAACGACAACAAAGAUCUUCAUCUCUGGGCUGACAAUGUUUUAGAACAUGCAGCCAAGCAGAAGAUCAUGAAGGCUGUAGAAACUAAGAAGACGGCUAAAAUUCUGUUUUAA
Protopolystoma xenopodis is the source of this 372-nucleotide messenger RNA. The record is from the annotation of a GenBank genome assembly. Lineage: Eukaryota; Metazoa; Platyhelminthes; Monogenea; Polystomatidea; Polystomatidae.